This is a messenger RNA of Cataglyphis hispanica, 2343 nucleotides long. It is a transcript of the gene Oseg5, whose product is annotated as intraflagellar transport protein 80 homolog. The transcript has 16 exons. Gene Ontology annotation, cellular component: cilium; intraciliary transport particle B; centrosome. Bases 3 to 2303 code for a protein of 766 amino acids. The record is from RefSeq and is a predicted model, not a curated record. NCBI's taxonomy places the organism in Eukaryota, Metazoa, Arthropoda, Insecta, Hymenoptera, Formicidae. Gene Ontology annotation, molecular function: protein binding. Gene Ontology annotation, biological process: cilium assembly.
CAAUGAGAUUCAAGAUAUCUUUACAAGACAAUAAUAUACAUAAACGCUUGGUUGCUUGUGUCGCAUGGAACUUGGCAGAAGAAAUAUAUUCGUGUGGAGAAGAUCAUUUACUAGUGUGUUGGCAUUUAGAAGGUGGUACUGCACAUUCUACUAUUGUGACUGAAUUUCCAAAUGAUUUUUAUCCUACGGAUAUGCAAUGGAAUCCACAUCCUACUUCUGUCGCUAAGAAAUCGUCUUUGGAUGUACUUUUAAUCACUACUGCGGAUGGAAAAUAUCAUCUGGUCAAUAAAAAUGGUCGCAUUGAAAAAAGUGUCAAUGCUCAUAAUGGCGCAACAACAGUAGGAAGAUGGAGUAACGACGGUUCUGCAUUGUUGACUGCUGGUGAGGACGGAUUAAUCAAAAUCUGGUCUCGUAGUGGUAUGCUUCGAUCUACAUUAAUUAAAGCAAAUCUUCCUAUAUUAACAUCAAGCUGGAGUCCUGACUGUUCAACUAUAUUGUACUCCCAAAGUGCAAACUUGAUCUUGCAAUCAUUUAAUUCUAAUUCCAAUUCACAUAAGUGGCAUGCGCAUGAUGGUCUCGUACUUAUAGUGUCCUGGAGUAAAAAUAAUCUCAUACUUUCUGGUGGCGAAGACUGUAGAUAUAAGGUAUGGGACGCCAAUAAUAAUCAGUUAUUAUACAGCAGUGGUAUUGGUGAUUAUCCUGUAACAGCAAUCAGUUGGUGUUCCUCGGGUAACUAUUUUGCUGUUGGAUCUUUCAAUACAAUCAAGCUAUGUGAUAAAAAUGGGUGGCUGCAUUCUAUGGAAAAAGUGAACACCGGAAGCAUUUACAGUAUUGCUUGGUCUAACGAUAGUACACAAGUGGCUAUGGCAUGCGGUAAUGGAAAACUUUUGACUGGACACAUUAUAGACAGGAGAUUGGAAUGGGAUAAUUAUGAAGCCACGUUGAUAAGAAGAAAAGUGAUUGAAGUUAAAGAUGUUGGCAACGAAAUUCAUGAAAUAUUAGAAAUCUCCGAUCGUGUUGUGCACCUCGAAUUUGGCUUUGAUCAUUUAGUCGUUAUUACGCCUGCACAAUGCCACGUUUAUUCUGUGACGAAUUGGAAUACACCGGCAAUAUUUAACUUGAAAAGAAGCAUUAUUUCUGCUGUACUUCUUGUAGAAAAGCAUUUUCUAAUUGUGGAAUUUAAUACUAUGUCAUUGUACAAUUACCAAGGCCGUUUAUUGGGUACUCCAAGAUGGAAAGGAUUUACUGAAGAACCACUAUAUACUCCUUGUUUAUCAUUAUCUGCAGAUACCUUGGUCAUAAGGAAUCAAAGUAAUGAAAAAUUACUGCAUAUUAUGGAGAUAUCUUAUAACAAGCCGAUAGUAGAAAGUCAAUCAUAUUCACAUCUGCAAGGUGUGAUGCAAGUGGCAUUAAGUUAUAUUAGCGUAAAGGAUCGACACGCACAGUUAGCAUUAAUAGAUGUCAACAAAGAUCUGUUUUUAAUUGCAAUAAGGACUACAGGUUUCGAGAGAGUUUGCAAAAUAGCUGCAAUGGCGCAAAAUAUUGUAUGGGCAACUGAUGCAAAUGUAUUAGCUGCAAUGUUAACUACUAAUUUGUCGGUAUGGCUAUGUCCUAAUUGUGUUCAUUAUAGUGACCGCAAAGUGAUACGGCGAACGCGAAUUGAUAAAGAAAGCAGUGAAUUUGGAAAACAGCCCAGCAUUGUCAAUGUUCGUAAUGGUAUGGUCAUGGUAAGACGUGGAGAUGGUGCUAUAGUGGCUACUUCAUUUUAUAAUUUAUUUAAAAAUUUAUAUGAACAUAUAUCAAACAAAAGAUUAAAAGAAGCGCUUUCUAUUUGUCGUAUAGCUCAGAAUGAAAUAUUGUGGACUUGUAUGGCUAUCAUGGCAAUUGAUAAUAAAGAACUUCAUGCUGCGGAAGAAGCUUACGCAGCGAUAGGUAGAUUUGAUACAGUAGAUUAUAUCAAAUACAUUAAGAAUUUGCCUAAUACUACGGAAAGAUAUGCAGAAAUGGCACUACUGGCAGGAGAUUUGUUGGCAGCAGAAGGUAUAUUAUUACAGAGCAGCCUGAUUAAAGAAGCUAUACAUAUUAACCUUGAAGUUUAUAAUUGGAAUAGGGCUUUGGAAUUAGCACUAAGACAUAAAAAGCAACUUGAAGAGGUUUUAAAUGCAAGAGCAAAAUAUUUACGCACUAUUAACAAAAAUGAAACAAAUCAAAGUUUUCUUACACAUGCAGAAAAUAUUUCAAUGCCACAAUUGACGAAUAAAGAAAAUGAAAAGAAGAUUUAUGCUAAAAAUGAUGUUGAAUAAAUUACACUAUUAAAUCACAAAAUGCAACUUUAAGAAUAUA